Messenger RNA from Neolamprologus brichardi, 4580 nucleotides. RefSeq names its product ubiquitin conjugating enzyme E2 QL1 (gene ube2ql1). The record is from RefSeq and is a predicted model, not a curated record. NCBI's taxonomy places the organism in Eukaryota, Metazoa, Chordata, Actinopteri, Cichliformes, Cichlidae.
GCUCGUCCUCGGCUGCAUUAAAGCCGAAGCUACCGCAGCUGCACACACACAUACACACACACACAUCAAAGGCUCUCCUUCUCCUCCUCGCUGCAGCUCUCGCAGACAGCGGAUCAGCUGGAUGGUAUAACCCUCGCUCCUUUUUUUUGGUAUUUUUGUUUCUUCCGUUUUUUUACGCACACAGAGCGGGACAUUAAACGGAAAUUUCAGCAGACCACGUAGAAGAUGAAGCACUGAGGAGAGAACUGCACAGGCUCCCCCCGGUUGUGUUCAUCCUGAGGCUGCAGUGAACGGAGGAGGGGGGAUUGCGGUAUAAGAAGGUUAAUAAUCGGCAUCAAUAAAGGUCGUCUCUUUUAGCCCGGAACACAAUCGAAAGGGUGAAUCUCGCCCCUGUGCGGGGGGAUCGGCGGAGCAACGUGAGUGUGUAAAAAAAAUUAUGGCCACCCUACUGCGAAAGAUCGGUCUGAUCCGUCUGCACGACCGAGACACCGAGGACCCAAAGCACCAUCAGGGCUCGUUAAAGGGGAGCAAAGGAAACCAGAAAAACAACACCAGCAAACACUGUCAGACCGCCAACGAGACCAACAUCCUGAGCACUCCGGAGAUUAAAGCGAGGAAGCUGGACCAGCACGGCAAGGACAAGCCGUCCGGCAAGGAUAAGCAGGUCAAGGAUGCGAAGGAAAAGCAGCAGACGGGAGGAGGUGGUGGCGGCGGUGGAGGAGGAGGAGGAGGCGUAGGAGGAGGCGGCAGUAAAGCUACCAGUGCCUCCUCGAUACCACCGCUGCCGCCUCAUCGGCAACACUGCACCCAGGUCCGGACGCGACGGCUGAUGAAGGAGCUGCAGGAGAUCAGGAGGUUAGGAGACAACUUCAUCACGGUGGAGCUGGUGGAGGACAACCUGUACGACUGGAACGUCAAGCUGCACCAGGUGGACAAGGACUCGGCGCUGUGGCAGGACAUGAAGGAGACCAGCACAGAGUUCAUACUGCUCAACGUCACCUUUCCCGAUAAUUUCCCCUUCUCGCCGCCGUUCAUGCGGGUCCUGACGCCCCGGUUGGAGAACGGCUACGUGCUGGACGGCGGGGCCAUAUGCAUGGAGCUGUUGACCCCCCGCGGAUGGUCCAGUGCCUACACGGUGGAGGCCGUCAUGAGACAGUUUGCUGCCAGCCUCGUAAAAGGACAGGGCCGUAUAUGUAGGAAAGCCGGAAAAUCUAAGAAAGCUUUCAGCCGCAAGGAAGCCGAGGCUACCUUCAAAUCCCUGGUGAAGACCCACGAGAAGUACGGCUGGGUGUCUCCGCCCGUCUCUGACGGCUGAAUGCCCCGGCACCGUCCCUCCGACCCCCGCGCUAGCCGGACAAACCCAGCUAGCCCCGACACGCAAAACGACACACCACGCUAACUCAACAAUCUCUCAUUUUCACCUUUUGCUGUUUCACUCAAGAUUUUAUUUGAUUUUUCUGGUUUUAUGUGUUAUUUAAUUAUUUUUUGUUAUUUUGGAUUUUGAUCACCAUCUCCAGAAGAGCUGACAUCCAGUCAUCACCGUCACUCCACCUACACCUAGAAAACAACUUUUGCUUCACCUCCCUCUCACCCAGGGAUUCUUUCCCCUGUUUAGGAAAGACCUGAGAGGGCAGUGUUUGCUUGCGAGUGUGUGGGUGGGUAGGUGGGUGUGUGUAUGUGUAUGUCGCUGCAUUGGACAUCCGCUGGGAGUGUGUGCACGUGCAUCGGAGUGUGCUCUACUGUGGGUGGAUUUUUUGUUCUUUUUUGAAAUGCACACGCAUGCAUGUGCAGUGGGACAAAUCGGACAGUGUGGACUUUUCCACCCAUGUGAAAGACUACUGAAUGAAGGAGACUCAUCUCCCUCUCCUGUCCAUGCAAUCCCGCCCCCAUUCUCCCCUCCCUUUUCCAUCCCUCAUUCCUUUCUUCUCUUGAACUGGCAUUACGUCCCGCCAUCUCUCUCUCUCUGUAGCUGUCGGGUCAUUUACAUAUAAAUGAAGCUGUUAAUGUUUUAUAGAAGGGCAGCGCACUGACGUUUAAACCCACUCAUUCGCACCUUCAUUUCCCCUUUCUUUUGACUGUGCCGUUGCUCACAGUUCAACGCAACAUGAAGAUUGUAAUUUACAUGGAGCUGUGCUCUCUCUUUCUCUCUCGCUCUCUCUAUCUGUUUCUUUCUUUAGCUCGCUUUGUUUCCUUCUCUCCAUCUCUUGUGGCUAAAUUUAGAGCUCACUGUUGCGUAGAUGGAUAUUGAUUUUUAAUGGAGAAAAAGAGUCACAUGCUGCUUUAUGCAGUAACUACUGUAUGUAUGAUAAAUAGAAUGACACUCAGUCACCUCUCUCUCUCAUGUUCUUGUUAGUGUGUGUGUGUGUGUGUAGGAGAGGAAUGAAGACUAUAAUUCUCGCGAUUUAGAUACCAGAUGGUACAGCUGAAGGCUAGGCCUCAGUGCGUGUGUAUGUGUGCGCGUGUGAGUAAGGGAGACAACACUUAACAGAGAAAAAUAUGAUUUACUGUGAAUGACACUAAGACUUGAAGGGAGUGCUGGCUUUUUGCUAAAUUACCUGCCUUCUUGUCCCGCCGUCGAUGUCAGCUCCCGAUUGUUAUUAGCGUAAAACACGCGUGUAGCUGUGACCAAAUAUCUGCGCGCACACAGCCUCGCCUCUCUAUUGGAUGCACGCGAUGGAGAAAAGGUCGGCAGAAAAUACGCUUUGCCUCGCCCAGACGUUUUGCACAGCUCACACACUUGGAGCGUACACCUGCGGCCUUCGGCGGUAACACCUAGAAAUGAAGACAGACAGGAUGGCGUGCUGGGGUGGUGCUUUAAAUUGAGUGCGCUUCAGGGCCGGAUUGAUGUCUGCUGAAAGCAAGAGACCGAAGGCAGGAGAACAGAGGGGUGGGAGGCAAUCGCGAGAGCUUUGAUCACCGCCGCCUGCUUCUUGGAAAUGUCAGCUGGAUUGAAAAUGUCCGAAGACGGCCGCGAUUACUUAAGAGGCAUAGAGCUCCAACCUUUAGUAUAUAUCUACUGUUAACUGUACGGCUGCAACAGCGUCGGUCUCAAUCAGCCGAGGGGGCCCGCUAGCCGCAGACUAGCUAUCUCUCCAUUCUGUCCAGUGAGCUCUGUUUGUUUUGCUUGCCGCCAGUUAAAUGUCAGAGGGAAGGCUGCUAAUUGGUCUGACAUUUCAGCAGAGCGUCAUUAGAGGAGACCGCGAGCGCACACGGAUGGACGAUGUCAGAGCUACCGCUCGGCUCUGACAUUUUGUCACUUUCUUCUCCUGCCUUAAUUUUUGGAGGGAUGGGGGUUUGGCAAGGUGAAGGCAGGCAGGCAGGUGAGGGGUACUGGAGCCAGCUCCCAGCUCAGCGGUCCUCGACCAUGGGAUUUUCAAAAAUCGCAGAGCCAGCGUGCCGCAUUCGGAUCAGGUCAUAUCUCGUCCCGACGCUCCCUUCGAGUCGCGGUCGACAGCAAGUCUGGGUUUGAGUGCACGUGUGAGCACAUAUGUGUGUCACACUCCCAUCAUGAAAAAAAUAAUAAAGAAACAGAAACAUCACCAUCUGGUAUGUGAUCAUGUACGAAAGCGCGUUAGUCCUCUUUUGAAUUUGGCUAGUCAUUUCAGGGUCGGUCGUAUAGUGAUCUCUCGGCUUUGUCAGCAGAGAAAACUGUAAACUGAAUUAUUAUGACAAAAUAUCUCAAACAGCUGAGUGUUUGCUGGUUUCAAGAGAAUACUUUUGUGAUAUAGUUUAGAUCGGUAGUUUGCAGACACUAACUGGGUGAACUGAUUAUGUUGUAAUAUAUCUGCAUGUGAUGUGAUUGGUAGCUAGCUACUGUAUCUCUUUUUUUUUCAAGAAAAGUGAGAAAAAUAUGGGGAAAAAAACAAAAAAAUGCAAAUGCUUCUCUUUUCUUGGUAUAUAUUUUCUCUCUCUUUUUGGUUCUGUACUGUAUGUAUUUUUCUUUUCUUUCUAAGCGUCCUAAAAAUGUCACAUUGUGUUAUAUGAAUGUUUGUAUUUUAAUUUAUUUGUGGUUUGCCAAAAUGAAGAUUUGAAGCAUGUUGCAGGUACUGUCACAAGAAAACGAGAAGAAAAAAAACCCUACUAAGAAUGAUAGCCUAUGUAUUUGUGUGAUCAGAGAUUUGGGGAGGGGGCUGGGGUGGAGGGCGGGUACAGGCAGCAAAGAAGGACAGAGGGCAGUGAAGCCUCAAGAUUAUAAAGGGAGUAUUUUUGGGAGUGUGUCAAAGUGGAGUCAAGAAAGUGACAUGGUGCUCCCUUGAAUACUUUCUGGUGCCCUCCAUGAUGUCACUACUGUCCCUUUCCCCAUUGAUCCUGCUCUCUAAACAGCGAUUUGGUUUGUGGGUAAUGCAGUCAACACAAACAUCUGAAGUCCCACGAGUCACAGAUCGGAGCUCAGUGUGACCUCCCUAUGCUUCAAAUCAAACUUCUUAAGGGAAUCUGACCUGUGAUGAGUUACCCUGGGUCACUUCGUCCCACUUCUGACUUGAGUGUUUAGUCCAGACCGAGGUCUUACAAGUUCAAAAAGGUGAAAGGUCAUUGCAAGACCAAACAGGAAUGUGCAAUAAAAGUUACAGCUUAUUCAA